AUGUACCAUAUUAUUUUAUAUAUGUGUGUGUUGACCAAUGUAUUAUGUUUUAUUUUAAAAAAAUCAACCUUCUUUACCUCUGAUCACGUUUUUAAAGAUAAAUUGUAUACAGUAAAUUUUAGUGUAACUGAAGAUUCUAACUAUAUUCCCCCGUAUAUUGGAGUCGAAUAUACAUCAGAAGACAUAAAAAAAGAGGAGGAAGAGAUUAAGGAUUUUUUUGAAGUCAACUCAUUCGGAAGAAAAAGGGAUAAAGUGCCUAGAGCACAUCCACUUUAUAAAUUUUUAAAAUACGAAAGAAAACAAGUAAUUAAACUGGAACGUUUCCAUAAAAACCGAAACGCAGAACUCCGUAAACAAGAAUGGCGUGAUUUUUUUCAGUCAGUAAAGGAUGGAACGGAUAAACCAAUAUUUACCAAAGAACAGCAAUCUUUGUGGCAACAACUAUUAACCAAAUUUGCUGAAAUUUCAGAACCAUUACUAAAAGAAUUGGAACUAAUAGAAUCUAACGGAGAUUUAGAAAUUGAGGACAAGUAUAGGCUUUCUGAAAAAGUAAGAGAGCAAAUACAAUCACUACAAAAUGACGUUUUCGACACCUAUGAAAAGGAAUUUGAAGAAACCGGAGCCUUAAAAGCUGCUCAGGAUUGUAUUAUCCCUAGAUAUGUAUGGGACUUGAGUCAACGUGAUCCCAGGCAUUCAAUAUUCAAGUUGCCCGAAAACUGUGAAAUUCCAUACAAACACAUGUGGGAGAGUACUGUUCACGGAGGGGGUCUUAAAGAGGGAGAGGAAGUUUUAAAACUUCACAAGUUGCCAUCAUUAGGAGAAAAAACUAAAAAAAGACUAGGCCGGGGGCAUGGUUCAGGUAAAGGUGGAAGCUCUGGAAGAGGAUGUAAGGGUCAAAAACACAGAUCCGGCAAAUAUGUCAACCCAAUGUUUGAAGGUGGGCAAACACCUUUAUAUAGACGGAUACCUAAAUUUGUUGGGAGGCCUUUGGGUCAUGGUGUUCGUUAUAAACGGUGUAAAUAUGAACUCAUUCCACUAAGUGAACUGAACAGGGCUCCCGAUGGAGCCACAGUUGAUUGGGCCUAUUUAGAGAGAAUAGGAGCCAAAUUAGGGAGAUAUAAGCUAGACUACCCAAUCAAGGUCGUUGGUGAUAAGAGAGCGCAUGGUGAAAAGAAGACGGAAAUAACUUCCAAAAACUUAAUAGUAAAGGUAUGGAAUACUGAAUCUCAUUCAGCUCAUGCCUUUACUAAAUCUGCUGCAAAGGCUAUAAUGGAUGCCGGGGGGAAGUGUUUAUUGCUCAGACCUAGGACUCAUGAUAUUGUUCAAGAGGAAUAUGAUCCAAGAAUCCCAAGAGCCAAACGAUAUAUUUUUUCUGGUAAAAUAUCCAGACAUGAAAGAAAAAGAAGAGAGAUUAUUAAAUCCUUAAAAGAAACUCCAACUCCAAAGAUUAUAGAAUCUUGA
Molecule: messenger RNA, 1461 nt
Organism: Theileria annulata
Lineage: Eukaryota; Apicomplexa; Aconoidasida; Piroplasmida; Theileriidae
Product: ribosomal protein L15, putative
Exons: 9
Coding region: 1-1461 (486 amino acids)
Biological process (GO): translation
Cellular component (GO): mitochondrial large ribosomal subunit
Molecular function (GO): structural constituent of ribosome
Source: RefSeq, a predicted model, not a curated record